CUGAGCUUAGAACAGAGUCCUAGAGUAAAUGGAUGAGAAAUGGCUCACAGAAUCCUAAUGGAAUUCCAAGCCUUAGAGAAAUAUUCACAAGAGUUACUGAGAAAGCACGCGAAGAAGCGGGACGCGAGCCGCAUGCAGAUAAUGCGCUCUCUGAAAAUCCCUCUUGCUUUUGAUUUUGAAAGUGACGAUGAAACGGACAUCUCAUUGGAGACGCUCGAUAUCACGGAGGAUGAGGGCAAAAUGCUGCGGAUCUCACCCAGAUCCGGUGCGGGUUUACAGAAGCCACACAUUGAUACGUCCACCAAGCGGGAAUUAAAGCCCCUCAGAGACUCAGCAUCUACCAAGUGCCAACACCGUGCGCCAAAAGAUUUAACAGGUCCUAAGAAACGUGUAAAGUCAGCACCACCUACGUCUGCAGCCAGGAGACGCGCCUGGAAAAGUGAGGUGGAAUGCAUUCCGAACCUCGUCACUUUGUGUCAGGAAGAACACAAGUCGCCCAUCGCGCCUCCCCUGGGGCGGCGAGACAAUUCUCACUGGAGCUCCCUCGCAUCUCCUAGGCUUUACUCGGGAUCCCUCGCUGGGACAACGGACUUUCAAACACCACAGAACAACGUGGCAGACGACGAAGACGCCGAUAUGAAUCCAGAGCAACGACCUCCCAGAAAUGAGACUGAAAUUGACUCGAAUUUAGGAAUAAGAGAAAAGGUUAUUGUAUCUCUCAGCAUGGAGGAGGAAAUUAAGAAUCCCAACGUUAACAUUUUAACCGCCAGAUGCCGGACGCCGGCGAAGCCAGUUCAGAUCGUAAGCGAGACGGUUCCUGUUAUAUUCGAUCGUAACCACAAAAGCGACUUCAAUCGAACCCGGGGCAGGUAUCCGACGGGCAACCCGUGCCCCCCGGAACAGCCAGGGGACCUCUGGGCUCCCGUAGGCGUAAAGCACUUCGAACAGAGCAGCCUGAACCCCGUACCCAGCAUGCUGAAGAAUAGACAAAGAACGCCUCCUAAGGCUUCCGCUGAGAAGAAGAAAAAACCCAGCGUAUUAUUUUCCACUAACGCGAAAGUUAAUAUCCACUUUUUAUUCGCCGACGGAACGACACAAAAGCCGGAGCAUAAAGACGGGAAAGCCGGAGCCGCGAGGAACCUACGCUCUAAAUAUUCCACGCAGGAGGUCCAAUCAUCAGCGAGGUCUGUAAUUACCCAGGAGGGGGUACAUGCUGGCGAUAUCGGCCCCCUUAUCAUCGGCGUGAACCCCAGAAAACACUCAGACGGGGGCCCAUCCCCGUGUCCGGCCCGGCCCCCUCCAUCCAGGUCAACUUAUCCAACUGCCUCAAAGCCAGGAUCACGGAGACCGCUUGGCGUUGGCGAGGCGGCAAAGUGGAGCUUCGUAUCUAUCUCCAAGCCAUUAACCCCUCCGGUGCCAACUCCCAACACGCCGAGUCACGGGGCUGCUGCGGCGUCUUCUCCAGCGGUCAACAAAGACAGACCUGCUUCUAGCAGAAAGGUGAAAUUCGGAAGAUUUGGGUCGGUGUCCGAGGAUAUAAAUCCUCAGCCGGGAGUGCAGGGGGCCGAAGACGGGCCGGACACAGAAGAAAGCAGCGCUAAGCUUACGAUCCGCGACUCGCCGCGGCCAGCGCCUGACGUCACGCAGCACCUUGACACAGAACCCGAUGUGUCCUCCGACUUAUCGAGACCUCCCAGCGCCUUCCCUGUCAUCAGUAUCCCCACGGCCCCGGCGGACGCUUCGGAACAAAAUCAAUAAAAAAAAGAAACGGGCAAAAUGUAUGUUUUUCUUUUUUAAGAAUUUUUUUGUUUUUUUCUACUGUUAUUCGAUUAAAUCUGUGGA
Spea bombifrons (plains spadefoot toad) is the source of this 1842-nucleotide messenger RNA. RefSeq lists its product as uncharacterized. NCBI's taxonomy places the organism in Eukaryota, Metazoa, Chordata, Amphibia, Anura, Pelobatidae. The record is from RefSeq and is a predicted model, not a curated record. The transcript has 9 exons. The coding region runs from base 40 to 1758 and encodes 572 amino acids.